Messenger RNA from Zerene cesonia (dogface butterfly), 3291 nucleotides. RefSeq lists its product as uncharacterized. The record is from RefSeq and is a predicted model, not a curated record. The transcript has 12 exons. Gene Ontology annotation, molecular function: protein binding. The coding region runs from base 197 to 2938 and encodes 913 amino acids. Lineage: Eukaryota; Metazoa; Arthropoda; Insecta; Lepidoptera; Pieridae.
GCUAUUGUUACGUCGUUGACUGAUGUCAUUCGUGAUCCUUUAAUUUAUUAAUUAUUUAUAAAGACUGUACCUAUUUGAAAUAAGGAUAUGUAUCGUUAGAAUAAUGAAGGCCGCGCAGUGUAUUAAAUGCAUAUUCAACCAGUGAAACUGGAAAUACUUCAAACUUUCAUAAGCCGCUGUAAAUGUAUGCCGCAGAAUGUUGUCAGGGCGAGACGAAGGCCCUGUGUACUAUAGAGAGAUACAAAAGAAUGCGUACCUCAAGAGGGUACCUGAUGACUACAGCAGUGGCAAACUUAGACCUUUGGUGCACAAGAAGCCACCUCUCAAACCGAUGUGGACGUUGCUCUGUGUGCACAACGGUAAAACGCCUUACCUCGAGCAGUACCCGACGCAGGACGGGCCGGCGACGCACGCGCACAAGCCGGCGUGGCGGGCGUGCCUCCGGGGCGCGAGGCACGUGACGGCGAGCGUGAAGCCCCACACGGGGCAGGAGUAUGACUUCCUAGUGGACACGGACAGCGGACCGGUCCGGAUGGUCGCUCCGGAUUGGGACGCAAUGCAAGACUGGGUGUGCACGUUGCGCACGAAGCUGCACGAGCUGCGCAUAAUGCCGCGCGGCGAGAACGUGUACGGCGCGCCGCCGGCGGCCGCGCACGCGCGCGCGGCGGCGCGCGACCCCACCUCGCCGCUGCCGCCCACGCCGCCCGUGCCGGUGGACAGGGUCCCUGGAAUAGAGUUAGGUCCGAAUAUCCGUCCAAUAACCACGCAGAACUCUAUAGAGUCUAGUUCGGAACACACAGCCACGUCUACCGUAAACGCAAGCACACACACAAACGCACAAAACGCAAACGGCACACACACAGCCAUAAGUACAACACUAAGCGACACCAGGCCGGCUACAACCGUCACACUUAACGACAGCGUCGCAUCACUAGCGAACGUCAGAAAUGUUAACGUCACCGCGACAUCAGUUGACAGCGGCACAUCACUAGCCAACGUCAGUGUCAGCAAUGCGCUGACAACGCUAGCCAGCGUCAGGAGCCUGCUCAGCGUCAACACGACGAAUGUCAACUCGGCGCUCGAUGACAUUAAUGUCACGACGUCGCUGACGAACGUCCGGAACGCGCUGAACAGCAUAGUGACGUCAGAAGUUGACAUUUCCAACUGGGACGCGCCGUUGUCCCAGCCGAGUACGAGUCGGGACAAAGUCGAGCCGAAAAGCGUCACCAAGAUAUGUGGACAGAGUGUGUGUUUGGACGAUUCGAUAUUGAAAAGGACCGUGUCGACCAGCGACGAUGAAUUUUUCACGGAGAUGGAUAGAGUCAGUGAUACGGUGGAUAAUUUGGACGAUUUCGCUUACACGCAGCGGCUGAGCGUGAAGGAUGAUGGGGAAGAUGGAAAGGAAGAGAGUACGCCUCAACGAACAAACAUAACAGUGAUUCAAGUAUCAAACAAAGGCCCCCCGCACACAGCGAUUCCCGUAUUAGGACCGGAGACGGACGUUUUCGAUUUCAACUUCAAACAGAAACUGUCAAUCAAACCGAAUCAAACGCCGGAUUUCGUGAACAUAGUCAACACAGAGACGCAAAGCACGGAAUAUGGCACCGUGUUCGAUAAGCCCGAAUCGGAAUACGGACACAUCAGUUUGACAACAACUGUCAGUGUGACAGGUCGGGAUGACAAGUCUGACGCAAAUGUCAAAGUUAACAGUGACGGCGUGUAUGAAAGGCUCUGCAUGGCGUCAACGUCAAACGCUUCGCCUUUAUCGGUGAGGCGGCUGAGAAAUGUAGAUAAAACAAGAAAGUCGUCGCUGCCUAAUUUGGAAUUAGAAUCGGCGUACGAAUGCCUAUUCCCUAGUCAAGAUAUUGAUAACCGUCGAGUGAACGGUGAGGCGAAUUCCAAUUCGAACGUUCCAAUUUUAAAUUCGAACUCGCUAGCAAUCGUUCCAAAUUCAAGUGUGACAAAUUCGAACGUUUCCAACUCGAACAUUACAAAUGCGAAUGUGUCGAAUGCGAACGUUCCAAAUUUAAAUUCAAUAACGAAUGUGUCUAGAACCAAUGUAGAAUCUAAUGAUAGGCUAAGGAAUCACGUUGAGAGGUCUCAUAGUCAAAACGCAUAUGAUAUUGGACCAAGAAUAAGAGAACGCAGGGUGCAGAAUAACAGUCCAAAGAGGGAGAAAAAUGAUAAACCAGCGUCAAACGUGCAACAGAAACCAAUAUGGCGGCGCGGUCUCACGGAGCUGUCUUUGCUGACGAGGUUGAAGAGCAUCGGCUUGAAAAGGUCGGAGAGCCCCACCAGACAGGAGUGCGAUGUUGAGAGAUCAGUGACGUCACCAACCAAAGUGGUCCACAGAUCUCGCACAGGCGCCAGAGUUGACAGCAUCAGGCGGCGGAGCAACUCGCUAAGUAAUGGUGAGAAUACUUCUUUUUUAUUUUUUAUAUCACUCAUGUUCUCCCCACUCUCUCCCACCAGGAUAGCCCGAUGGAACAGCGGUGGCAACCGGUGCGGCGGCAGGUCGGGGGAUCGGGUCGCGGCUGUGGCCGGCGUGCAGCCCACGUGCGCGAGCCACGCGAGACAGCUCAUGAAGGGAGCUAAUAAGCACAUGGUGGACGUCCUCUUUCACAGGGUGCCGUUGGGUAAAAUAUAUGUUAUUACCAAAAAGGACCACGAGCUCUUAGGUAUAAAGUUGGACAGCGAAUGCACCAUACAGUCGGUGGACGGCGGCGGGCCGGCUUACCGCGCCGGGUUGCCGCCAGGCAAGUGGGCUGUCACCGAGGUCAACAAUAGACCGAUCAAUUUGUUAAAGGGCGGCGAAGAGGAAAUGAACAGGAUCAGCGCGAGGGGAACGGAAGUAUCAAUUUUGAUACAGCCGACGGGGCUCGUGAAGAAAUUGCGGGCAGCUAUCAAGGGCAAUAGGGCACUUUUAGCGCUAAGAUAGUACCUAAUUCAAUACCUAACUGCUAGGUGUUUUUUUUUUCCAGCAAUUUCUCAACCGACACCGUCAAAAACGAGGGAGGUGCUAAAGUCGAUUAAUAUGUAUAAAAAAAUAUACAUAUUAUAUAUAUAUAUAUAUAUUUUUUUUUUGUUUGUUAGUCGAUGUAUAGUCAAUGGCUUUAACGAUGCGCGUGCGCAUAGCAUAGUAAUGCUUUUCGUGUUUCCCAUUUCCCAUUUCAGAAUAAAGAGUGUUACCACUUUUCCCUAAGGGGUGUCGGUUAAACAUUUUUUUGUAGAAAGCAAUCGGGUUUUAUUAAGGAAAAACUAUAUUAAACUGUAAUGAGUAAUAAUGGGACA